Pollicipes pollicipes is the source of this 1088-nucleotide messenger RNA. RefSeq names its product B9 domain-containing protein 2 (gene B9d2). Lineage: Eukaryota; Metazoa; Arthropoda; Thecostraca; Pollicipedomorpha; Pollicipedidae. Gene Ontology annotation, biological process: cilium assembly. The coding region runs from base 159 to 710 and encodes 183 amino acids. The record is from RefSeq and is a predicted model, not a curated record. Gene Ontology annotation, cellular component: MKS complex. The transcript has 7 exons.
CUGGUGUGGUGUUUCGGGCAGGGUGCCAAUUGUGGUAUAUUGUGUAAGAUUACGCGGGUGUUUACGAAGGAUUCGGCCAGAUUAGCGCUGGCUGUAGCUCGGUUUUGCACAGGUAAUUGUGCAAUGUUUAAUAAAAGCCAAAUAAGCUGAGAUUUCUCAUGGUGGGAGCAAGAGAUUCUGUCCAGGCAGAGGUUCAUCUGAUAGGACAGCUUUUAGGUGGCUCUGGAUUUCCAAGCACACAGCUUUUCUGCAGGUGGAACAUACAUACAGGGGGUGCCUGGCACCACCUGGAGGGCCUGAAGGAGGGCCAGACCCAGGUGGACAACCCACUGCUGGGUGACACAGCCAUCUGGGCACACCCCAUCGACGUCCACUACACUGUCAAGGGCAUCACUGGCUGGCCAAAGCUGGUGGUCCAGGUGUACUCACUGGACAGCUUUGGGCGCACUGAUCUCUGUGGCUACGGCUUUUGCAACCUGCCGGCGACCCCCGGCGCGCACAGGAUCGACUGCGUCACGUGGAGACCGACUGGCAGUCUGCGGGACGAGUUUCGGCAGCAGUUUGUGGGCGGUGGGCCUCAGCUGCGCUCCCCCGAGCUCGUCUACACGCCGUUGGAUCGCUACCGGCUGCAGACGGUCGCCAUGGGCACGGUCCACGUCCAGAUGAACGUCAUCCUGCGCAAUUUCGAGCAGUACGGCAUUGAGUACUGACCCGGCCGGCGGAGGACGCGCCGUGACGUCACCAUGUCGCCCGUCUGCCGCCUCUUGCUGCUGCUGGGCUGCCUGGCCACCGCCGACGCCAAUCUCGCCACAGAGGCGGACCCGUGCGCGCUCGGCGACUGCACCACCACUUCUGGUCUAGGUGGCGCUACGGUCGCUCCGGCAGGUGGGGCUACUGCCGCCUCGGCCCUGUUCAAAGAGGGCGCCAGCAACGCGACGGCGAAGCGCGCGGCCCAGAGCGCUCCGGCUGACGCCGGUGACCUGGAUGCGUCCGGCGCGGGCGAGCGAGACGCCUCCGGCGGGGACGGCCCAGUCACUCCCGCCGAGCAGGAGCCGGGCACCACGGCCGGCGUCGCCACCGAGCCGACC